Molecule: messenger RNA, 2239 nt
Organism: Monascus purpureus
Lineage: Eukaryota; Fungi; Ascomycota; Eurotiomycetes; Eurotiales; Aspergillaceae
Source: the annotation of a GenBank genome assembly
UAUGUAUCUACUAUAUGGUCCGUGGCAUGAUCGGGCUUCAACCUUGAGUCUGUUCGUUUAAUUUAUUCUUAAUUAUUCCCCGAGAUUUGCUCCUCUGCUCCAAAGCUUCCAAGUGGUGAGAGAUCGAUGCUUCUCCAUCGCUCCAUCUAGACCCUUGUGCUUCAUUUCGCGAGCCAUGGCCACCCUCUGAGACCUCGUGUAGAUUCAAUCCAGGCCGGCCUUUUCUCACACUCUUCUUUUUUAUUUGUAUCUAUAUCUCUGUUUCGCCUCCUCCCUCUCUCCCCCCCCUCGCCGUACCUCACCCUCCCAUCCGUCACCAUGAUUGCUGGUCCCUGGUACCACUCCAGCUCGGACGCAUACCAGUCGACGACCGCCAUGUCGCAGUCCUCGCCAUGCCAACCGCCCCAGAAGAAUAGAUCCUAUACUCUGCCCUCGUCCAGUACUAGCGCUCCGCGGACGUCGAGACCGAAGCUCACGCUACAGACAGCCUGUGUGCCUAGGACCUUUGGGAAAUCGAACACAGCACUCUCACUUCCCUUCGUAUCUGACCCCACUGCGUCCCCCACUGUGCGCAAUACCUUCAAGAACGCAUACAAUGUUGCCUUUCCCUCUGCGCCUUCGUCUCCCUCGAUAACAUCCAGCAACAAGCCGUGCAAGCCCUCGUCCCGCCCUGCCUAUAACAGUGCCAACACCAACACCAAUAACAAUGACAACAACCCCUACCAGCUGCCACGAGGGCUGAAGAGCAUCCUUCUCAACUCCCCACUAGAAGCGCCUGCGAGGCGGCGACACUCCUCCAUGUCCGUAGCCUCCAACAACCCCAAUGGAGGGCCAAGCGCAUCGCGACGAGUAUUCUUCCCGGUGAGAAAGCAGGUCAAAUAUCGAUAUCCUCUUGAGGAGGAAAUACGCACCGUCCGCUUUACUGCAAGACACUCCGAUCUCGAGGAUGAACCAGAAUCUAAACCUUGCGGCCAUGGCGAUGGCGUGUCUGAAGAUGGUGAAUCCGAUAUGAGCUCAACCCCAUCACAUUCAGACACCAGCACCUCCGACGAUGACUCAGUAGGAGAUUCGUCACCUGCAGCAUCCGAGAUGAAGAAGAAGAGAAGACAUCCAGCUUCUGAGAAACAGAUCCAUGUUGUUGCGCUCAGGGACAGUCUGGAUGGGAAAUCCACCUCCACAAUGCCACCGACUCCUCAGUCUCGCACGAAACGCCGUCGCGAGUGGAGAUGGACUCUAGGCUCUUUGGACACGAACAAUGAUAUGAAUCAUCAUCUUUUAUCUGACCCCCCUACAACACCCGUCGCCGCAGCUGCACCCACAAUGAUACCAACAUUCCCUAAUGAAGUCGACGAGAAAACGACAGAAUCCGGUCAAGAACAUGAAAUGAAAGAGCAGCAGCGCAGCCCUUUUAACAUUGAACCAGUCUCCUUAUCGGAUAUUCAUCGCCAGUUCUCCAGUUCCAUUAUUUCCACAGACAUACAUGAAAAACAUGAGCAGUCAUGACUCAUGAGAAAAUGAAGAGGCAAAAAAAAAUUUUUUUUGAAACCAACCAUUAAAGCUUAAAGCCCAGUUCACUUGAAGUGCUACUCGGGCUGUUAUUUCCCAAAACUGCAUCAUGGCGUUAGUGAAAUAUGCAUAUGCAAAGAGCAUGUUGUGGAAGUUCUUCAUGAAUUAUGCCGGGUGGUCUUCUGAAAUUCCCAUGCUUAUGAUCCAUUUUUAUACCCGUUUUCUUUUUCUUCUCUUUUUGACUUGUAUUUUCCAUCUCACUUCUCUUUUCUAUUUACAUGGAUUUCGUUUUUUUUAUUCUUCUUCUCAUUUCGUCUCUUCGUUGAUAUCAUUCUGCAUAAAUCAUACACACUAGACUUAUAUACCACCAUAUUAUACAUAGCGCAUUUGCCCUGUUUAUGUGCUCUAUAAAGCUUUUCAACGAAUCAAUUUAGAAAAACAUAUAUAUCUACAAGAUACCUCCAGCUCCCAUUACCCCCCUAUUCAAACCCAUUUCUAACAGACCCAGGAGUCUCCAAUUGAAGAUAACCCAGAAUUUUGAUCCGAGCGGACGCUCCCUGGGAUACGGUCAGUCACCACCCCCAACAAACAGGGUUACAGGGUUUACCGUUUACCAAUGCUACAUAUUACAAAUGCAACGGUCGAAAAUAUGGACUGACAUGUCUGCCAAUUGGGCGCUUGAGGCAAGAACCUAUUUUUAAAAUUUAAUGAACCCUUCCAGAUAAUAUCACGC